Messenger RNA from Cyprinodon tularosa, 3457 nucleotides. RefSeq names its product WD repeat and coiled coil containing. The transcript has 5 exons. Gene Ontology annotation, molecular function: kinase binding. NCBI's taxonomy places the organism in Eukaryota, Metazoa, Chordata, Actinopteri, Cyprinodontiformes, Cyprinodontidae. The record is from RefSeq and is a predicted model, not a curated record. The coding region runs from base 225 to 2459 and encodes 744 amino acids.
GCCGAGGCGGAUGCUAUAUUUUUCAGGCAUGCGACCAGUAUAACCGCAGGUCAUCCGGCAUAAGCAGCUGUAGGUGUUCGUCACGACAGCCUCAGCUCAGGCAGAGGGGGAUUAAAGCGUGUACUUGGGAGGAGACACAGGAGAGGCUUUUGCUGUUCUUAAUCUGCACAGGUAGCAGUAGCUACCCUUUUGCAAGACCACCUCAACUUCUUGGUUCUUUCGUGAUGGAUCUUGGAAAGGCAAAGCUGCUUAGAAGUGGACUCAACACUCUACACCAAGCCAUCCACCCUAUACAUGGGAUUGCGUGGACAGAUGGAAAGCAAGUCUGCCUGACGGCUCUCUACUUCCUCAAUGGCGAGGUGAAGUUUGGAGACACCAAUGUAAUCGGGCAGUUUGAGCAUGUCUUUGGACUCUUCUGGGGCCCGCUGUGCUGCUCGGACUCUCCUGCUCUCUUGGCUGUCCAGCAUAAGAAGCACGUUACGGUGUGGCAGCUUCAGCUCAGUGCCCUUGAGCAGAACAAGCUGCUGUGCACACAGACCUGUGAGAUGAGCGAGCCCUUCCCUUUGCUUUCCCAAGGCUGUGUCUGGCAUCCGAAGCUGGACAUGCUGGCCGUGCUGACGAAGCGAGACACAUCAGUAUUAUUUUCCGUCAGGGUGGACAACAGGAGAAUCAAAGCAGACAUCAAAGGUAGCGGACUCAUUCAUUGCGCCUGUUGGACUAAGGAUGGCACGCGCCUUGUGGUGGCUAUAGGAAGCGCUCUUCAUUCUUUCAUUUGGAAUGACAUUCAGAAAAGUCUGGUGGCAUGCAGCUUUUGCCCCAUCUUUGACGUAGGGGGGUACAUUUGUGCAAUUGAGGCCACAGGAGAAGCUCAGGUAGCCGUGGCCACAGAGCUACCACUUGAUAAAUUAUGUGGGUUAAACUCUGGCAUCGCUUUUGACCUGCCAAACGAGACUGAAUCCCUCCACGGCCAGGGCUCACACGUGGUCAUGUCAGAGGAUGAUAGCGUUCUGGAUUCAAGGAGGAGGUCAUUUGAGUCAGAGAGAUCAUACAUCCCCAGCUCGGGCCCCCUUGAUCUUACCCAUCUCUUAGCGAGGCACCGUCGCUCAGACCCCAGCCCUCUUAUCCACUUGCGGCGCAGAGACACUAUGACGGGUUCGGGACAGGACAGCUCACACCUCGUUCUGGUUACAUAUGAGCGGAAGGUAACUACCAGCAGGAAGGUCAGCAUUCCAGGAAUUUUGGUACCGGAUAUUGUUUCCUUUGAUCAUCGUGCCUCCACAGUUGCAGUCGCUUCCAAUACCUGCAACAUGGUUCUGGUGUACUGUAUCACAGCCUCUGCUAUGCCCAACAUCCAGCAGAUUUCUCUCCAGCCGAAUGAAAGACCCAAAGGUGUCUGCUUCCUGAGUGACAAAGUGCUGCUGUUGAUGGUGGGCCGGCAGAAGUCUGUUGACCCCGCUUUUCUUCCGUCUUCCAACACGGACAAAUAUAUUCUUCGCCUCACAGCUAAAGAGCUGAUAUACGAUGGAGGAACAGCUAUCGCACCAUCCCCCUCAGCUAUCAACCAUGAGUCUUCUAAUUUCUGCGCAGGGAUUAGGAGGCACUCAGAGCACCUGUCAAAGGAUGAUAGGGAGCGCCCAGGGAUAAAAGAUUUGGUGCUGCCUGGAAGAGGGGUAAUUUGCUCACCAGGGAACAGACGGAGGCUGGUGGAAGAGGUCAGGAGCAACGAACAAAGCCCCAUCACCAGCUCGGUGGACUUCUCUGAGCGCCCUGAAAGAGCCUCGUCCAGAAACUCUUCCAUUGCAGCGGAGAACUUUGACAUGGACCACGUCAGUCGGAUGGCCAGCCUGGCAGUAGGAGGCCAGGCCAGCAGAGACUCCAGCCGGUCCAGUUCCCCUCGCUUCGAGCAAUCAGAGAAGAUCCACUCAGAGCCACCGACCCUGCCUAUGCCUGAGAAAACAUCCGGACAGACAAGGGAGAACUCCCUGGAGCAGCUGGUUCACAACAUGGAAAAACUUUUUACACGUUUCGGAGAUGUACAGCGGUGCCUAACAGAAAUCGGAGAUUAUACACAGAACGGCAAGAAGGCCCAAACAGCCUAUCCCAACGCAGCCGAUCCACCUUAUAUCAAUGUGACAUGCCAGAAGCAGUUGUCAGAGAAUGUGUUCAUUGAUGAGAGGAGGCCAGUGCUCCUGUGUGAAGGAAAGCUGUGUCUACGAGCCGUACAAGACCUUUUCAACCUUACAGUAGUGGAGAUGAUGUACGGACCAUUGUGGAUCGUGCUUGUGGCGGAUUCUGAUGGCUUUGUGCCUCUGACGUUCAAGCCCAAAGAUGAACUGACCGUGCGGAAUGGGAAGAGGAAAUCUAAUCUGCGGACUCCCGCAAGUCCGGAAAAUUCCUGCCCAUCCAGUCCAGCCCCCAUCCAAAGCCCUACGACAACCGCAGAGGCCAACACAUACUAGUUCCUGACUAACUGUGCAGAUUCACACAGGAGCGUUUCAUUUUGACUUUCCUAUUUACAAUCUCAAUGCCACAGAAAACCACUGUUCAUACUUUACCUGUCCUUUCAGAUGGUAUAUUUAUAUGCUGCUUCAGUAAAAUGAGAUUACUCUUAUAAAUUAUCUUUUUUUUUUUUUUUUUUUUUUGAGAGAAUGUGACACACUUGUUCUAGUCUACCUCAAUAGAAAACAGUUCAAGGGUAUACUGUAAACUUAAAAUUUGUACCCUGCUAGUAUUGACAUAUUUUCCCAAGGGAUUUUUAAUCGGUAUAAAAUGCAGUUUCCACAAAAAAAAUGAAUUAUUACUUUCAUACUCUAUAGUCUAUAGGAUGCAGUAACGCAUCUGGCCACUAGAUGGUGCUACACCCCAUGAAUCAUCAUAACAGUACAUUUUCUGCUUUAAAAAAGUGAGAAAUGUACCAUUAAAUUAGUAAUACAAAUGUGAUACUUACAAUUGUUCCAAAAAUAUAUUCAUCCAAUCUUAAAUGUGCAAGAGAAAUAGAAAUACUAAACUGUAUGUAUAAAACUAAGUAGAUGUAAUUCACAUCUAAUUUGAAGUAGAAUUUAAGCAAUUUUAAGAAAUUAUUAAAAUGAUGCUCUGAGUUAACCUUAGUCUUGAAAGAGAGUAUACUUAUUUUUAAUCAAUUGUAAAUGUUAUUUAUGAUUAUUAACAAAUAUACAUAUUUGUCCAACUAGUACCCCUUUGUUUUUCCUCCUGCAACACCUCCACUCUAAAGAAACACAAGAGCCGCAGAUGUCCUUGGUCCUAUUCCGUCUCUACGGCGUUUAUUCAUCUCAUGUCGUCAAAUCUUUUUUUGCAGUUUGUAUCAUAAAUAAAUAACAGCCUAGAGUUAAAUACAGCAAAUCAUAUACAUUCAUUUAUAUAAAUUAUAUGUUUAUAUAUAUAUUCAAGAUGACUGUACAGUACAUGUGGCAAUAAAACACAAAUGUUUACAUUAAAA